Molecule: messenger RNA, 430 nt
Organism: Anisakis simplex (herring worm)
Lineage: Eukaryota; Metazoa; Nematoda; Chromadorea; Rhabditida; Anisakidae
Source: the annotation of a GenBank genome assembly
GUUGGUUGCAUAUUUUUGUGUGUACUUCACGCAGUUCGGUACCACAGUGGUUUACAUACUGCUGGCCGCACGCAUCAUACGUGAUUUUAUCGCAGAAUUCGGCACCGAUAUCCAUUUAUGCUAUAUGCUCAUCAUUGUUUCCGUGUGCGUACUGCCAGUCACCUACCUGAAAUCUCCAGCAGAUUUUUGGUUUAUCAUUGUAAUUGCGAUGGCGUGUACGAUUGGCGCAGUGAUUCUGAUCAUAGUCUCGUUGGGUAUCGAUCUGCAUGGCUGUAAGAAACAUGUGGCAUACCCUCCGAUCACGUUUCUUGAUGCGUUGCUGUCGUUGGGAACUUUUUUGUUCGCAUUCAACGGGCAUCACGUCUUCCCGUCGAUUCAGCACGACAUGUACAACACGAGGGACUUCACGAAAUCGGUUUAUUUGGGAUUC